AUGGGCGCCGGGCUAGUCCACGCACUUCCCUCUCGACGGCCUCGACCGCAGACAGUGAAACCCAAGAGGGCCAGCAGGGUGACACACACCAAAUACUGGCCAAGCUUACAGAAAGUAAAUGACCUAGAGAUCCUGGCUGAGGACUUAGCGAACAGAUCCUGGCACAACAAGCUCCGGGUACGAUGCCUGGCUGAAAACCAAAACGAAGGAACUCUAAUAGCUAAGAUGGAGCACUACUUCAAAAACCUCCUGCCUGAUAUCCCGGAGGACAAGUGGGUAAUAGACAGAGCCACAGGACACUGCGCUCCCAAAGAGCUGGAGGCUCAGGUCGACCAAGGAAGCAAUACUAAAGUACAGCAGAGAGCACGAACCCAGCUACCAAGAUGCCACUAUAACGUUAUACCAGGACCUCUCACCGGUUACACUACAGUGACGACAAAAAUGGAAACCCAUGGCAGACCUCCUACGGAGACAUGA
Pelobates cultripes (western spadefoot toad) is the source of this 477-nucleotide messenger RNA. Lineage: Eukaryota; Metazoa; Chordata; Amphibia; Anura; Pelobatidae. The record is from the annotation of a GenBank genome assembly.